Messenger RNA from Asparagus officinalis (garden asparagus), 1140 nucleotides. Its product is annotated as cell wall integrity protein scw1. The coding region runs from base 1 to 861 and encodes 286 amino acids. The transcript has 11 exons. NCBI's taxonomy places the organism in Eukaryota, Viridiplantae, Streptophyta, Magnoliopsida, Asparagales, Asparagaceae. Gene Ontology annotation, molecular function: mRNA binding. The record is from RefSeq and is a predicted model, not a curated record.
AUGAAUUCAGUACUUAAAAGACAGCAUCACCCACACCCUCCAUCUCCGCCGCCGCUUCAUCUUGAGUCCUCCGAUCGAGGCGAUGUGAGGAUCUCUUCAUCGCGCGGGCUCCCCGACGACGUGAAGCCCCGAGAGAUCCACAACCUCUUCAGGGAGUUCCCAGGAUUCAAGUCCUCUCAGCUCCGGAGCGCCGUCUCCACCCGCGCAUAUGCAUUUGCCGUUUUUGCUGAUCAACAAUCUGCAGUCACUGCAAUGCAAUCCUUGAAUGGGCUGGUUUUUGACAUUGAGAAUGAAUCAAUUCUGCAUGUUGAUUUUGCUAAGGCCAAUUCUAGAUCUAAACGCUUGAGAAGUGAUACCAGUGUCCCUUACUCUCCUGAUAAAAGAAUUAGGGAAACUGUUGCAUAUUCAAGGAGUUAUCUCGAUUCAGGAGUUGGAAGCAAUAUUCACAUGCCUGGAAUGGGUAAUUCUGCUUACAGCACAAAAGGUUAUCCUUCUACACAAAGUCAACCAAUCUAUGACUAUGGAACAGACGCAAACAAGCCAUUGAAUAUUUCUUCAUCAAAUUAUAUUCCUCAGAAUACAAACCCCUGUUCAACACUGUUCGUUGCCAACCUGGGUCCAACUUGUUCGGAGCAGGAGCUAACUGAAGUAUUUUCAAGAUGCCCAGGGUUCUUAAAAUUAAAGUUGCAGAGGAAAAAAGGGCUACCUGUUGCCUUUGUUGACUUCAAGGAUGUGCCCUCUUCGACUGGAGCCUUGAAUCAUCUUCAGGGAACCAUCCUAUACUCAUCAGUUGGAGAAGGCAUGCACUUGGAGUAUGCAAAAUCACAAAUGGGCCAACCGGGACGUGACAAAAGAGCAUAGAUCAGCUGCUACUGCACUUGGAGAGCACUGCCCCAAUACCCUUACUAUAUUUCCCUUCUACUUGGGUCGUGGCUUGUUGUUUAGAGUUUACUUACGAAUAUAUAAGACUUGGGGAAGGUAGAGAGGUAUGCAAUGAACUAAUGAUCUUCAUACUUCUCAGUUUCUUUUUUAAUUGCUUUGGAUAAUGAUGGAAAUUUAUAUUUAUCUUUCUUUAGUACGGAUGGUGUGGUUUGGACAAAUUUUAUCUAGUUAUCUAUGCUCAAAAGCCUUUUGAAAUCA